GGAAGGGUGCAAAUUGCAAUGGAGGUGUCAGAAACGCGGGGAAGAAAGAGGGCAUGGCAUAUAUGAACAAAAACUGGAAAACAGAAUCAGGAACAAAAUAUUUGAUCAAGUUGGGAUUAGGAUUAGGAUUAGGGUUAGGGUUUUUCUUCGUCUUAAACACACUGAUUCACAACCAUCUCAAAUUCCUCAAAUCGGAGAAACUACACAUCACUGCCUUGCUAGGUUUUUCCAACAAUCAAACUUAUAUGAAUCAAAUAUACGUGUUUUCUCUCACUAUUUUUGGUGUGCAUUCGUGCAAUUCUGAACGUGGAACUUUUUUCAAACGCAGGGAUUGAAAAAAACAGGGUGGCAUCAGAAGACUCAAAACAGUGGAAAUGUUGGGGGAAUGAAUUGAUGAGUUGAAAUGAGUAGGUUGUCUUUCAGGCCUCGACCACUUGAUAUUCACAAGAAGCUCCCCAUUAUCAAGUCUAUCAAGGACUUUGAAGAUGAUGACGCACCCGCUUCUACCCGUAAUUCGCAUUUGCUACGUGUUGUUCCUGAGGUUGAAAAUGAGGUACAUCAAGCUCCCAGCAAGAAAAUGGCUGCUGAAAUACCUACUCCUCAGUUUGUUGUUGUGGAUACAUAUGAAAGGGACUAUUCUUGCACUUUUGCUCAACCAACUUCAUAUUUGCGGGCAAGAGGAGCUCGGGCUGAGAUUGGAGAGUUUGUUGAGUAUGACUUAGACCAUGAAGAUGAGGAUUGGCUUUCAGAGUUUAAUAAAGAAAGGAAGAUUCUUACACCUGAAAUGUUUGAGAAUAUUCUUUUCAAGUUGGAGGCAUUGGAUCAUAAAGCUCGCGAAAGAGCUGGACUUAUAACACCAACUCUUGGUUCACCAAUUCCUGUGCAACUUCGGCUUGAUACUGCUAUUGAGGCUUUACAAGCACAGCCCAUCAGAUAUUCAGUUUUCCAGUCUGUAUACGAUUAUUGGAAAGAGAAGCGAGAACGGUGGCAAAAGCCCAUUUUGCGACGUUUGCAGCCGCCUCCACCUGUUAAUGAUACCAACCCAUAUAAUGUGUUUCGGCCAAGGGAGAAGGCCCACAGACUUCACACAAGAAGGAUGCAAAGGAGAGAAAACAAUGUGCAAUCUUUUGAAAAGCUUCGCCAGGUCAGGCGCAACCUUGACCAAGCUAAGAGCUUGUUGGAGGCUUUGAUCAAGAGGGAAGAGAAAAAAAGAGAAGUAAUGGAGAGUGAAGUUAUGCUGCAGAGGAUGCAAAUGAAGUACAAGCAUGAAACUGAAUUUUUGGAAGACAAUUUGGCACUCUCUGGAUUUACUCCAUUCUCUUCUAAGUUUGUCUCAAGUGAAGAAGAAUUUUUCGAUUCAGAUGAUGUCAUUCCAAACCGUCCUCCUCGUGCACGGCCUGCUGUGCCACAGAGUUUGCCUUCCUAUGACAACAACCUGCCCAUGGUUCCUACAGCUGGCACAAAGCAAGAGUUUAGAAGGAGAUAUGCCCCACAUGGAUGGCUUCAUAGACUGGAUCCACAUGAGCCAGUUUUAUUGUUCACAAAGCCUCUAAUUCCAGAUAAGUUGGGUAUGGCUGGCAUUAUGCCAUCAGAUUCUAUCACAAAAAAUGGGGUGGCAGCACCAACAUAUAAUCAAUUUCGUGGAAGAAUGGGCAGAGGUGGCCGUAUAGUAUUUGACCGAUGGAAUCCUCUUAUGCAAACUCCAAUUGAUUAUGGCAAUUCUUAUUAUAUGCCACCAAAACCACCACCUUCAACUUGUAACUAAUUUCUCUCUAAUUGGUGCCUAUCCUGUUGGUUACAAUUUUGUUUAUAAUCAUUGGGAAGGUACAAUAUUGCAAAGGGAACUUGUAAACAUCAUUUGGGCCUCAAAUUUUCUUUUCUUUUCUCCAUAUCUGGCCAUUCAAGUAUUUUUAU
Messenger RNA from Abrus precatorius (Indian licorice), 1914 nucleotides. Its product is annotated as enhancer of polycomb homolog 2-like. The coding region runs from base 404 to 1765 and encodes 453 amino acids. Gene Ontology annotation, biological process: regulation of transcription by RNA polymerase II. Gene Ontology annotation, cellular component: piccolo histone acetyltransferase complex. NCBI's taxonomy places the organism in Eukaryota, Viridiplantae, Streptophyta, Magnoliopsida, Fabales, Fabaceae. The record is from RefSeq and is a predicted model, not a curated record. The transcript has 13 exons.